Messenger RNA from Macadamia integrifolia, 3205 nucleotides. Its product is annotated as phosphatidylinositol/phosphatidylcholine transfer protein SFH9-like. Bases 718 to 2439 code for a protein of 573 amino acids. The record is from RefSeq and is a predicted model, not a curated record. The transcript has 14 exons. NCBI's taxonomy places the organism in Eukaryota, Viridiplantae, Streptophyta, Magnoliopsida, Proteales, Proteaceae.
ACUUUCUCUCUCUAACUCUUUCUCUUGAGAACGACGUGAUCUCUUAACGGGAAUGCUAGUAAGCUAAGCUCACGCAAAGCUUUUUAUGAUAUCACGCAGCCUAUUACGCAGGACGGGAGCAGAGCAAAAAGAGAAGAACGAGCUAGUGCGCGCACUCUUCUUCUUCACAGACAGAUUCGGACAGAUCGGAAACAUCGAGAGUGAGAAGACACAAAGACGAAGACAAUGAAAGUUCGUUUUCAUUCCAUUCGUAUUGAUGAGACUCUGAGACUCUGGAACUCUGAAACCUACCUGCGCUUCAUUUAUUUCUCACAAUUCUUUGCAGUUUACAUCGAUCUUUGAUCAUUCUCUUUCAUUAUUUUUCCAAUCGAUCGAUUCCUUUGGGUUUUCCAGAUCGUAUCUCACAAUGAGGAACAACGUUUCUUGUCUUCACGCUUCUUGAUCUUAGUUUCUCAUUGUUGAUUCUUCUCACGUCAUUGAAGCUAGAAGCCUGGAAUUUUCUUCAUUCUUUCUGCCUCGGUUUUAUGCGUUUCGAGUUGUUGCUAUUACCUGCUUUGUCUUUCUUCAUUGGCCUUAUUGAAAGCUUCUGAUGAAUUUUGUCUAAUUUGAGAGCCUAAAAAGAGAAUCUUGUGGCAGAUUGAUGAGAUCUAGUGCUUACAUUGCAGCUUUUCCUUGUAUUUCAGUCUUUUAAAUAGGAUUUUUCUCGCACAGUUGACAAUGCCAGCCGAAGGAUUUUUAAUUCAAGAAGAUGAACGGGCGAGAAAAUCUGAUUAUGAGACAUCUGAGGACGAGAGGAGAAGGACUCGGAUCGGAUCUAUUAAGAAGAAGGCAAUGAACGCUUCAACCAAGUUUUCACACACUCUCAGGAAAAGAGGUAAAAGAGUCGGCGACUGUCGGUUUCCAUCUGUAUCAAUCGAAGAUGUUCGAGAUGCGAAGGAGGAAGAAGAGGUGUUUGGAUUUCGUCAGGCUCUGCUCAAGAAAGAUCUUCUUCCACCCCGCUUCGAUGAUUAUCAUACAAUGAGAAGAUUUUUGAAGGCAAGAAAAUUUGAUCUUGAAAAAACUGUCCAGAUGUGGGCAGAAAUGCUAAAGUGGAGAAAGGAGUAUGGGGUUGAAUCUAUUGUACAGGAUUUUGUUUAUGAAGAAUUUGAAGAGGUUCAACGUUAUUACCCUCACGGUUACCAUGGAGUGGACAAAGAGGGAAGGCCUGUUUAUAUUGAGAGACUUGGCAAAAUUGACCCUACUAAACUUAUGGAGGUUACCACAGUGGACCGGUUUUUGAAGUACCAUGUUCAGGGGUUUGAGAAGAACUUUUCAGAGAAGUUUCCAGCAUGUUCUAUUGCUGCGAAAAGGCAAAUUAACUCAUCAACAACAAUUUUGGAUGUACAAGGAUUGAACUGGAUGAGUUUCAGCAAGGCUGCACAUGAAUUGAUUACCCGCAUGCAAAAACUUGAUGGUGACAACUAUCCUGAGACAUUGAAUCAGAUGUUCAUUGUUAAUGCUGGAAGUGGUUUCAAACUUCUAUGGAACACUGUAAAAGGUUUUCUUGAUCCGAGAACUACCUCAAAGAUAAAUGUUUUAGGAAAUAAAUUUCAGAGCAAACUGCUGGAAAAUAUAGACGCAAGCCAACUGCCGGAUUUCCUAGGCGGCUCUUGUUCAUGCCCAAAUGAAGGAGGGUGCAUGAAAUCUAAUAAGGGACCAUGGAAUGAUCCAGAAAUAAUGAAGAUUGUUGGUAAUGAAAUAUCCUCUGCUGAGUCAGGAUCAGAUGUUGAAGUCUCAUCAACUGGGCUGAGAAUUUCUAGCUUCACACAAUUAACAACACUCCGUGAAGAAGAAAGAAUAGAUGAUCUUGUACCCGUCCGCAGCCAGGUUGAAUCAGUUGGUAUUGCCACUGCGGUUGAAGAUGUCAGUUCAACAGAGGAUUCAAUUGAUAAUGUCACGGAAAGAAGGCUGAAGAAGUUCAUUUCUCGUUUAACAACUUUAGUGGCUCAGUUCUUACUUGAAGUGUUAGCUGUGCUACAUAUUGUACGUUUUGGGUUUGGGAAGAUCGUUUCAAUGAAUAAUGCCAGUGAACGGUUGGAAAACCAACGUAUUUCAGAAUCAGCUAGUCCAAGUUCUGAAGACCAACUUGCUUCACAGGCUGCCAGAGAGGAUCUAAUCCGUCCUUGUUUGCAGAGGCUACAGAGUUUAGAAACAUUGGUAGCUGAACUGACCAAUAAACCAGUGAAAAUUCCUCCAGAGAAAGAUAACAUGCUUCUGGAGUCAUUGAGUCGUAUUAAAUCCAUAGAAUAUGACUUACAAAAGACAAAGAAAGCACUACAAGCAACAGCAUCAAAACAAGUGGCACUUGCAGAGUCACUGGAGAAUUUAAAGGAAACUAACCUAAGAAAGAACUAUUCUUGCUGGUUCAAUAAUUGCAAACCUCAUCCCCCCGGAAGCUGAAUACAUUUGGAGACAGGAUGGAUGCUCCAAGCUGCUGCAGAGUUUCCCCUUGUUUCAGAUUUUUCCGAAGUGCUGGUGGUAACUAGCCUUGAUCAAAGCACCUGGACGAGUUUCACCGAUUCAAGAAAUUCUUCAGGUGUUUGAAGUAGGCAGGAACACACACACAUGCGCCCACACACACACAGGCACUUACUCGGGGGCAAAGAGGUGUAACUAUUUCCUUCAGAAAAUGAUAUACCAAGCAUUCACCGUGAUUAUGCUGGCUGCCUCUGCGUCAAAUUUCUCUGCGAUGUACAUUUAUCUCGACUCGUUUCAUUGUAUUCAGUAAAGCUAAAGGGAAUGGACUAGUCACCACUUCCUGUUGACUUGUCUUUUGUGUUUCUCCUCCCCUCUUUUACCAUCUCUCCAGGUAUUCUGAUGUGCCCUAUGAAGUAAUCUCACAUCUCUGACCUCUGUCUGUGAACACAAGUUUCAUAUCUACAUUCAAAACUUGAAGGCUACAUCUCCCACCCUUUUCGACCACCAUGGUGAUGACCUUGAACCUUCGCUUGGUCUCUUUUCUAAUCCUCAGCUACUACCCAUAAUUUAUUACAAUGUUAGUUCUGAUUUUGUUUUUAUUUAUUUAUAUAAUGUCUUACUUCUGGGAAUUGUUGAGAGUUGUGCAUAGCUAUGUAUUGAAGAAAGAUGACAAUGGAUCUGUACUUUCCAGGGUUCAGUGCAACUUAUAUAAAUACGAAUUCAGAAUUGACCCUUUCGAACAAAUUAA